Molecule: messenger RNA, 3240 nt
Organism: Lachnellula hyalina
Lineage: Eukaryota; Fungi; Ascomycota; Leotiomycetes; Helotiales; Lachnaceae
Gene: lsk1
Product: CTD kinase subunit alpha
Exons: 3
Coding region: 1-3240 (1079 amino acids)
Biological process (GO): positive regulation of transcription elongation by RNA polymerase II; protein phosphorylation; transcription elongation by RNA polymerase II
Cellular component (GO): nucleus; cyclin/CDK positive transcription elongation factor complex
Molecular function (GO): cyclin-dependent protein serine/threonine kinase activity; cyclin binding; RNA polymerase II CTD heptapeptide repeat kinase activity
Source: RefSeq, a predicted model, not a curated record
AUGAAAGACAGUUGGAUCUCCGGUGACGACCGCAGAGACCGAGGUAGAGUUGAUCGAGGAGUCACCCGCCAAAGAAGAUCGCGAUCACCUACAGUACGUCGCCACGAGAGCGAUAGGGAGCCCAAAGGUAGAGAACGCAGUCCAGGCAAUACCAGAUCUAUCGCACAACACGAACGAAGUCGCGAUCGCGCCCCCGAGCAUAGGAGGAGACCUUCACGAUCACCAAGGAGAGAGGGGGAGGCAGUGAGGGAGAAGAACAGAGGCAGAGAGCUCUUGCUGGACACGCGAGGCUCUGACAAGUCAAAACGUAGCACUACUCACCCUUCGCCAUCGUCAAGCAAACGUCGGAAGAGUCGAAGCCCUUCGCCGCCCCGUAACCACCACAAAAACUCGAGACGAGCUCCAUCCCAAAGCCCACUGUACCCCGACGCAGGAUCAUUGCGACCUGAGAGGAGGCACAGAGCGCUCUCCCCACCUCCACCACGAAGACGAUCACCGGAGCGCCGGUCUAUUGAUAUUCGAGGAGAGGGAAAGCCUAAACAAUAUCGAGAGUCCAAAGCAUUUGACAGACGCGGACGUUCGCCGAGUCCAAGACGUGAUAGACUCGAAAGACACGAUUUCGGCCGUCAUAGGUCGCCUUCACAUCGCGAUAACGACUCUCGAAGGAAUCGUUCUCCGCCACCAGCACACUUUCAAAAGCCACGCGAGAGAUCGCCUUAUAACAGCAACAAACCAAAAGAUACGGAACGGAGGAGAGAGCAGUCUUCACAUAACGGCCGCCAAUCGCCUGAUAUCGAUCGCUACGAACCAGCGAAUCGCUCUCGCCAAGAAUCGCCGCCAGCACCUAGAGGACCGAAAGCCGCUCGAGGGCAGUCACCCAAGAGAGACAGAGGAGGAAGACCACCGCCAUCACCUUCAUCGCGAGACGAGUAUCGCCCUGGCAAGCCUAAGCCGCAACCGAAAGGUGGAAAGCCUGCCGCGUCAGGCGCAAAUAGUAUCGAAGUAAAAGGGGCAAGGACCUCUGGUGCUGCUUCUGGUGCUAACAGCAUCGAGGUCAAAUCAGAUAAGAUGGCCGGAAGAGGCUUCUAUGGUGGACAACAAGGCUACAACCCGCAUCAACAAAUGCAGGCUGCUUUCCCACUGAAACCACAGUAUAACCAGGGCCCUCAAGUAGAUCCUCGACAAUACUCACAGUCUCCACAACAUCAUAUGACCCCAAAUUCUUACCAAGGAUCACCUCAAGCACAUUCUCCGUAUUCUGCUGGAAGAGGCAACUGGGGCGGGCAGCAACAGUAUUCUCCUCAACCCCAAUACCCUCAAAAUUACCAACAGCAACCUAAUUAUGCUACCCCUAACGGACCUCAAGGUCAAUACUAUAACAAUCAAUCUCAAUCUCCUCCUUACCAUACUCCCUCCGGUCCAAUGAACCAGCCAUAUCAAUCAAACUUCCGUGGUUCUCAGCGAGGAUUUCGAGGCAACCAUUUCAAUAACCGUGGUGGGCGAGGUGACCAUCGUGGGCGCGGUGGUAACCAUUUUCAAAACACUCAAUGGAACUCUGGCGGAGCAGGCAGAGGGCAGCAUAGCAACUCGGGGAAUGUCACGCCCCAACAUGCAUCUCCUCAGCAGCAGUAUCCACCACAAUCCGGUUCCCAAGAGGGCACUCCCCAAUACAAAUCUCAACCGGAAGAAGAAGAGGAAGCCGAUGACCUUUUCAGACCUUCUAAAGAAUUGCAGGUAGAAGAUAAGGCGGAUAGCAAGAAGAAAGACGAGGAGGAAAUGCCGCCACCAAGCAAGCCCACUCCCACUGGACCGCAGAGCCAACAGAACUCUUCGAGAAAAGGAUUCAGUUUUGCAUUCAAAGGUGCGGCCAAACCCGCCACCGUGCCGAAGCCAGAGAUUUCUCAGAAGUUGACCGUAGGGCCGACUCGCAAAGAUGUGCAAGUCAGUCCUGAACGCUCCCGAGGCCCGCCGUCUCGAGGAAUCCCAACCGAGCCAGCAUCGGUGAGGCGGGCAGAAAAUCGCGAACCUGCACCUACUCCCACAACGCGAAUGGUCAAGAAGAUUAUGAGACGUCGAAAGGCACUAAAAGUCCUUCCCGAAGAUUUCAAGAAAUCCGAUUCUGUAUAUUAUCGAAAGCCUGGUAACGAGUCUGUUGUUGGCUCAGGAACAUAUGGCAAAGUUUUCAAGGCUAUCCACGUGUACACCAAAGAUCUCGUCGCUUUGAAGAAGAUCCGGAUGGAAGGAGAACGAGACGGAUUCCCUGUUACUGCCGUACGGGAAAUCAAGCUACUUCAAUCCUUGAAGCACGCCAAUAUUGUCAAUUUACAUGAGGUCAUGGUGGAGAAGAACGAUUGCUUCAUGGUCUUCGAAUAUCUUUCACACGACCUCACUGGAUUACUCAAUCAUCCCUCCUUUAAACUCGAGCCCGCCCACAAAAAGCAUUUGGCCAAACAACUCUUUGAAGGACUCGACUACCUUCACCGACGUGGUGUUCUUCACCGUGAUAUCAAGGCGGCAAACAUCCUCGUUAGCAAGGAUGGACAACUGAAGAUUGCAGAUUUCGGUCUUGCACGCUUUUAUGCUAAACGUCGGCAGCUGGAUUACACCAACCGAGUGAUCACAAUCUGGUACCGUUCACCAGAGCUACUGCUCGGCGAGACACAGUACGGGCCAGCAGUUGAUAUCUGGAGCGCCGCCUGUGUCCUCGUCGAAAUCUUUACUCGCCACGCCAUCUUCCCUGGCGACGGCGGCGAGAUCAGCCAACUCGAAAAGAUAUACGCCAUCCUCGGAACACCCAACAAAACAGACUGGCCAGGCCUCGUCGACAUGGCCUGGUUUGAGCUCCUACGGCCUUCUACCAGACGUCCCAACGUCUUCGCAGAGAAAUACAAAGAGCGCGUCACGCCCGCUGCGUACGAGCUCUUGGAAGCUAUGUUCCAUUACGAUCCCGCUAAGCGCCCUUCUGCGUCUGAGGUACUCGAUCACCCGUACUUUGCUACUGAAGAGCCGAUGCCGAGGCAAGUUCAUGAACUCGCAGCACUCGAUGGUGACUGGCACGAAUUUGAAUCCAAAGCCCUACGCAAGGAAAACGAGCGUAAAGACAAAGCACGGCGCGCGGCGGCGCAGAAAGAGAAAGAAGCUGCUAAGAAACGCGCGCCGGAAGGUGAGGUUGCUGAUAGCAGGGAUCCCAAGAGGAUGCAAAUGGGUCCGCCUAGUCUACCUGUGUCUAUUCCAAAAUGA